AUUAAGAAACGACUUUGGAACGACUCUGCAGUCUGCAGACUCUACACGGCGAACAGACUACAGAGGAGAGAGAGAGAGAGAGAGAGAGACCACCAUGAGGAAGGGGAACUUAAACGUCGAGCUUGAAAUUCCUUCCUACGAAAAAUCCGUCUCUGAAUUCAUCAGCACUCCCACUGGUACGUUCAGAGCUGGCGAUCUGAUAGUUGACAAAAAUGGAGUUCGAAUCAUCUCUCAAAACGAAGAUGAGCCGCCAAACCUUAUAAGGCUAUCGGACAACCAAUUGACCUUAGCUGACAUGGAUAUAAUUAAAGUGAUUGGAAAGGGUAACGGAGGGGUCGUGCAUCUGGUGCAACACAAAUGGACUGGCCAAUUUUUUGCAUUGAAGGUUAUACAAGUGAAUAUCCCGGAGCCUAAUCGCAGACAGAUUGCACAGGAACUGAAGAUUAAUCAGUCAGCACAGAGUCCAUAUGUGGUUGUAUGUUACCAGUCAUUCUAUGACAAUGGCUUCAUAUCAAUUGUUUUGGAAUACAUGGAUGGUGGUUCUCUUGCAGAUUUUCUAAAAAAAGUCCAAACAAUUCCAGAGAAAUAUCUUGCUGCCAUCUGUAAGCAGGUGCUCAUGGGUCUGUUGUAUAUUCAUCAUGACAAGCACAUAAUUCACAGGGACUUAAAACCUUCUAAUUUGUUAAUAAAUCAUACAGGAGCAGUCAAGAUAACUGAUUUUGGUGUGAGUGCCAUAUUGGAAAGCACCUCUGACCAGGCAAAUACCUUGAUUGGUACUUACAAUUAUAUGUCUCCAGAGAGAAUCAGGGGAGGUAAACAUGGCCCCAAAAGUGAUAUUUGGAGCUUGGGAUUAGUUUUACUGGAGUGUGCGACCGGCAAAUUUCCUUAUUCCCCACCAGAAGAAGGAGGAUGGGUCAACUGUUUCGAGCUUAUGGAAACAAUUGUGAAUCAACCACCACCUUGUGCACCUUCUGACCGGUUUUCUCCAGAGUUCUGCUCCUUUAUCUCAGCAUGUUUACAGAAAGAUCCAAAUCAUAGACAUUCAGCACGUAAACUAAUGGAACAUCCUUUCAUCAGCAUGUAUGAAGACUCAAAUGUUGAUUUUGCUGCUUACUUCAACAAAGCUGGGUCCCCACUUGCAACAUUUUGAUCGUUUCCUUUCUGAUUGCAUAUGUGCUGCUGUGAUGGGUAUGGGAGUGAAAGAAAAUAGAGCAAAAGUUACUGGAGUUUGAAAGAAAAUAGAGCAAAAGUUACUGAAUCUUUUGAAAGAGAAAACGGAUUCAGGGUUGUUGAGAAUCAGCAAAAUAUGGAAACCCAAUGCCUGAGAAUUGAAGCGAGCGGGACUGCAACACAUUUUUCCAUGAAUCCGAGGUUAUUACUUGAAAGAUCAAUAUUAUUAUUUGUUUUUCAUAUCUGAAAAGAUACAAAGCAUAUGUGCCAAUCUUAUGAACUUGGAAUCAAUGAAAUAGAGGCAGGUUGAGUCA
Messenger RNA from Macadamia integrifolia, 1484 nucleotides. Its product is annotated as mitogen-activated protein kinase kinase 2-like. Gene Ontology annotation, biological process: protein phosphorylation. Gene Ontology annotation, molecular function: protein serine/threonine kinase activity; ATP binding. Gene Ontology annotation, cellular component: cytoplasm. Lineage: Eukaryota; Viridiplantae; Streptophyta; Magnoliopsida; Proteales; Proteaceae. The record is from RefSeq and is a predicted model, not a curated record. Bases 95 to 1150 code for a protein of 351 amino acids. The transcript has 9 exons.